AUGGUUGAAGCAAUAGAUGCGCCACCACCUCCGACGCCGACCACACCACAAGUCCAGGAUAUCUCCCUUCACGGCGACGACCCACCGCCUCGUUACAUUGUCAGAGAAUUCCCCGACCUCUCUCCACCGUCAACCCACAUCCCCGUCAUCGACCUCAGCCGACUCCUCUCCGGCAAGGAGGACGGCCGGGAAGAGCUCGGGGAGCUCAAAGCAGCUCUCACCUCCUGGGGUUGCUUUCAGCUGAUUGGACACGGGAUCCCAAGUGAACUCCUAGACGAAGUGCAAGCAGCAUGCAAGCAGUUCUUCCGGCUCCCGCCGGAAGAAAAACAGACGUGCUUCCGGCCUGAAGACGACAUAGAAGGAUAUGGCAACGACCCAAUUCUCUCCGACCAGCAGGUCCUUGACUGGAGCGACCGUCUGUUGCUAAAGCUCGUCCCCGAGGACACCAGGAAGCUUCAUCUCUGGCCCACCAACCCCACCCAGUUCAGGAAAGUGGUGAGCGGAUACUCUGACGAGCUGAAGCGGAUCGUGGAGGCACUGAUGAAGGCGAUGGCGAGGUGUGUCGGUCUCGAAGAGGACUGCUUCCUGAAGCAGUAUGAAGGCAAAGAGAUGAUGAUGUCAAGGUUCAACCACUACCCGGUCUGCCCCCGACCCGAUGUGGUUCUCGGGGUCAAAGCUCAUUCGGACGGGUCAGGCAUAACGGUUCUGAUGCAGGACGAUGAGGUGGAGGGCCUCCAAAUCUUGAAGGACGGUCGGUGGUAUCGAGUGCCCAUCAUUCCCCACGCACUUGUUGUUAACGUCGGCGAUCAAAUGCAGAUAAUGAGCAAUGAAGAGUUUAAGAGCCCGAUUCACGGAGCAGUUGUGAACUCUGAGAGGAAGAGGAUAUCCCUGGCUGCACCUUCUAUUCCUCACGAUGGUAAUGAAAUCGAACCGGUUGAAGGUUUGGUCAGUGAAGAAAGGCCAAGGCUAUUCAGGAAGGUAAAGUACAGCGGAAGUAUUCACCUUCACCACUAUCCGAGUGGAACGAGAAUGAUUGAUGACGCAAGAAUUUAA
Molecule: messenger RNA, 1053 nt
Organism: Linum trigynum
Lineage: Eukaryota; Viridiplantae; Streptophyta; Magnoliopsida; Malpighiales; Linaceae
Source: the annotation of a GenBank genome assembly